Trypanosoma conorhini is the source of this 732-nucleotide messenger RNA. RefSeq names its product nucleoside 2-deoxyribosyltransferase. The record is from RefSeq and is a predicted model, not a curated record. The transcript has a single exon. Bases 1 to 732 code for a protein of 243 amino acids. Gene Ontology annotation, molecular function: 5-hydroxymethyl-dUMP N-hydrolase activity. Gene Ontology annotation, cellular component: nucleus. Gene Ontology annotation, biological process: deoxyribonucleoside monophosphate catabolic process. Lineage: Eukaryota; Euglenozoa; Kinetoplastea; Trypanosomatida; Trypanosomatidae.
AUGGGCGGCGCUGCGGGCGCGCGAGUUCCCUCUGCGCCCCAAACGACGCGGGCCGCGGUUUUGUUCCCCCGCUGGGCCCCGGCGCCCCGCCGCUCGUCGGGCGGCGCCUGGCGUGGGCUGGCCGGGGCAGGCGCACUCCCCCGCGGGCGUCACUUCGCCCCUGCGAGCGGGGCUUUUUGUGCCGCGGCGGCGCCUGUUCAUGUUGCCUCCCCCUCCCUCUUGUCUUCAAGCCUGAGAAAACCAAAGCAAAGGAGCCACGGAGGCAGCUUCGCCAUGCGAAAAGUCUACGUUGCCGGCCCCGCGGUGUUUAACGCCGACAUGGGGGCCGCGUACUACGACCGUGUGCGCGGGCUUCUGCAGACGCACGGCGUCACGCCACUCAUCCCCGUGGACAACGUGGCCACGGGGGCCGCCGAGAUACGGGCGCAAAACAUGGAGAUGAUACGGCAGUGCGACGCCGUCAUUGCAGACCUGUCGCCGUUUCGCUCGCACGAGCCGGACUGCGGGACUGCGUUUGAGGUGGGCUACGCCGCUGCCCUGGGAAAGACGGUGCUGGCCUUCACCUCCGACCGGCGCUCAAUGAGGGAGAAGUACGGCGGUGCGUGUGACGCGGCCGGGAGGACUGUGGAGGACUUUGGCCUUCCCUUCAACCUGAUGCUCUGCGACGGGACGGAGGUGUUCGACUCCUUCGAAGCCGCCUUCCAGCACUUCGUGAGGCACUGCGCAAAAUAG